AUGCCUGUUUGGCUCAGUGGUAGUAGCGUCACGCUUCUUAUUGGCCUACACUGCUGUUUCGUUCGCGACCAACUCGACUCGACCCAAGAUCGCACGUUUGGCAGCUCGACAUGGCCGUUCGGAUAUCUUGCAGAGACGUCGACGAAGGCGCAGCCCAGAGACGUGAUUCGCUAUCCGUCGAGGACGGGAACAACUCCGCUCGAGGCUGAUGCAGCGAAUGAGGAGCUCGUCGAUGACUUGGUGACCUGCUGCGAUGCUUGCAGCCGUCCCUGGGAGUCACCCUCAUCGUCUAUGAUGGAGAUCAGGCUCGACAAGAAGACGACAGCCGCAUUCGACUCUCUGCCUUGCUCGACGAUGACUGACAAGCAGCGAGAGAGAGGUCGAUUGCCCGUCACAGGCUGGAACUGCGAUGGAGCUCAUCGCUAUCGCUUGGAGGCUCUCUUACUCGUCGUGGAACAGAAUGCGGUCGGCAAGCAAGACGACAUUCACGAUCAGAUCUCUGCUAGACCUGAGGACCGACGGACCUUGGAGGCCAAAACUUGCAACCUGGUCUAGGAACAGGGCACCCCGUCCGAGGUGAUGCAGCCUGUGAUGCAGCCUGCGAGCUAGUGACAGCAGUCUAAAUGCAUCUAGUUCAUUCUGAAC
Messenger RNA from Mixia osmundae IAM 14324, 645 nucleotides. RefSeq lists its product as uncharacterized. Bases 1 to 555 code for a protein of 184 amino acids. The transcript is spliced from 3 exons. The record is from RefSeq and is a predicted model, not a curated record. NCBI's taxonomy places the organism in Eukaryota, Fungi, Basidiomycota, Mixiomycetes, Mixiales, Mixiaceae.